CCACGAUGGCCUCACUACCGGCGUCCGCUCGCCAGGCGCCAUUUAUGUAGCCGGGAACGGCGGUGCGGCCUGCGACCAUGGCGCUGUUCCCGGCCUUUGCGGGCGUUAGUGAGGCUCCCGAUAGCGGGAGCGCCAGGAAAGAAUUAGAUUGGCUGAGCAACCCAAGCUUUUGUGUUGAAACCGUCACAACUCUGAGCCAACAAACUGAAGAGGCCGCAGCCCUUGUUUCUGAAGGAUCACCACUGACGAGGAGUCCUCUGAAAUCAGAGCUAUCAGAUGAAAGUGACUCGAACAGAAACCUCAGACAAGUAAGCAGGAAAAAGAAGAAGGAGAAAAAGAAGAAGAGGAAGCAUCAGCACCACAAGAAAACCAAGAGAAAACGCGGGCAGUCCAGUAGCAGUGGGUCCGAACCAGACACUGACUCCGAAAAGGACAAAUCCCCCAGAGGCCUCAGAGGCGGCAGCAGAGGACUGGAGACACUGAGCCAAGAAAAGAACGCUGCUGCUGCUGCUGCUGGGCCCCGCUGUGUUUGGCUUGAGGACAUCCAGGCUCUGACAGGAGAAACCUUCAGAACAGAUAAGAAACCAGACCCUGCAAACUGGGAGUAUAAGUCUCUCUACCGAGGAGAUAUUGCCAGAUACAAGAGGAAAGGAGACUCCUGCCUUGGCAUUAACCCUAAGAAGCAGUGCAUAUCCUGGGAGGGGGCUCCCACGGGGAAGAAGCGUGUGCACAAGCACAUCGAGCGCUAUUUCACGAAGAAGAACGUGGGGCUGAUGAACGCUGACGGAGUCGCUGUGAGCAGUAAAACUGACCCUCCCUCGUCUGCGCCCCUCUCCUUCAUCCCAGUGAAGGACUCGGACGAUGUGGCUCCUCCUGUUACAACCUGGCUGAACCCUCUGGGGAUUUAUGAUCAAUCCACCACCCAGUGGUUACAGGGACAAGGUCCUUCGGAGCAGGAAUCCAAGCAGCCAGACUCCCAGCCGGACCGUGAGGACGCGCUUCUCAAGGCCAGGGUGGAGGAGUUCAACCGGAGGGUGCGGGAGAGCCCUCGGGAUACUCAGCUGUGGAUGGCGUUCGUCGCUUUUCAGGACGAGGUCAUGAGGAGCCCUGGCCUGUAUGCCAUCGAGGAAGGCGAGCAGGAGAAGCGGAAGCGGUCCCUGAAGCUCAUCCUGGAGAAGAAGCUGGCCAUUCUGGAGCGGGCCAUCGACAGCAACCCGGGCAGCGUGGACCUGAAGCUCGCCAAGCUGAAGCUCUGCACGGAGUUCUGGGAGCCCUCCACGCUGGUCAAAGAGUGGCAGAAGCUGAUAUUCCUACACCCCAACAAUACAGCCCUUUGGCAGAAAUACCUUCUGUUUUGCCAGAGCCAGUUCAGCACCUUUUCAAUAUCAAAAAUUCACAGCCUUUAUGGGAAGUGCUUGAGUACACUGUCUGCUGUGAAGGACGGCAGCAUCUUGUCUCACCCUGAGCUGCCUGGCACCGAGGAGGCCGUGUUUGCGCUCUUUCUUCAGCAGUGCCACUUCCUGCGCCAGGCCGGGCACGCGGAGAAGGCCGUCUCCUUGUUCCAGGCCAUGGUCGACUUCACCUUCUUCAAACCCGACAGCGUGAAAGACCUGCCCACCAGAGGGCAGGUGGAGUUCUUUGAGCCCUUUUGGGACAGCGGAGAGCCCCGGGCUGGGGAGAAGGGCGCCCGAGGCUGGAGAGCGUGGAUGCACCAGCAGGAGCGGGGCGGCUGGGUGGUCAUCAACCCAGAUGAUGAUGAUGAUGAACCAGAAGAGGAUGACCAGGACAUCAGAGAUAAGACCCUGCCCAGGUGGCAGAUCUGGCUUGCUGCUGAGCGGUCCCGAGACCAGAGGCACUGGCGGCCGUGGCGGCCUGAUAAGACCAAGAAGCAAACGGAGGAAGACUGUGAGGAUCCAGAGAGACAGGUGCUGUUUGAUGAUAUCGGACAAUCUCUAAUCCGACUUUCCAGCCAGGCUCUUCAGUUCCAGCUGAUUGUGGCCUUUCUGCAGUUCUUGGGUGUGCCUGCUGGCUUCAGCCCUCCAGCCUCCUGCCUCUACCUGGCCAUGGAUGAGAACAGCAUCUUCGAUAACGGACUUUAUGACGAACAGCCAUUGACUUUCCUCAACCUUUCCUUUUCUGGCGUCAGCUGUGUUGGUCGCAUGGACCAGUUGGGCUGCCGGCGCUGGACCCGGGGUCACGGCCGAGAGGGCGAGGAGUUCAUCCGCAACAUCUUCCACCUGGUGAUGCCUUUGUUUUCCGGCAGGGAGAGGUCCCAGCUCUGCUCCUCCUGGCUACGGUACGAGAUCGCAAAGGUCAUUUGGUGUCUGCACACUAAAAACAAGAAGAGGUUAAAAUCACGAGGAAAGAACUGCAAAAAACUAGCCAAGAAUCUCCUUAAGGAGCCAGAAAACUGCAACAAUUUUUGCCUCUGGAAGCAGUAUGCACAUCUGGAAUGGUUGCUUGGCAACACAGAGGACGCCAGAAAAGUUUUCGAUACAGCGCUCAGCACGGCAGGGAGCGGGGAGCUGAAGGACCCUGAGGUCUGUGAGCUCAGUCUGCUCUAUGCUGAGCUGGAGCUGGAGCUGGCGCCAGACACCAGAGUGGCCACGGCGGCCCGAGCUGUUCACAUAUUAACCAGGCUGGCUGAGAGCAGUCCCUAUGGGCCCUACACUGGGCAGGUCCUGGCCAUUCACAUUUUGAAAGCUCGGAAGGCUUACGAGCACGCACUGCAGGACUGUCUGUGUGAGGGCCGCGUCUCCGACCCAGCUGCCACCGCCUCCCUUGACCGCCUCGUUAGUGUGGUUAAAUGCUUUAUGCUCUUCCAGUAUUUGACCAUAGGGAUCGAUGCCGCUGUGCAGAUAUAUGAGCAGGUAUUUGCAAAACUGAAGGGCGCUCUUUCCCCAGAGGACCCAGGCCUGGAGGCCAGUGCCUGCCCCCCAAGUGUGAGCAGCGUCCUCGAGGCCGUCACACUGAUGCACACGAGCCUGCUCAGGUUCCACAUGAAAGUCAGCGUGUACCCUCUGGCUCCUCUGCGGCAGGCGCUCUCAGAGGCUUUGAGCUUGUAUCCGGGCAACCAGGUUCUUUGGAGGUCCUACGUUCAGCUUCAGAGCAAGUCCCACAGCGCCAGCAAGACCAGGAGGUUCUUCGGUGCCAUCACCAGGUCUGCGGCACCCUUGGAGCCUUGGCUGUUUGCCAUUGAAGCUGAGAAAAUGAGGAAACAACUGGUGGAGACCGUCCAGAGGGUAGAUGGCAGAGAGGUCUACGCCACAAUCCCUGAGACCGGCUUGACGCACCGGAUCAGAGCCCUGUUUGAAAAUGCGAUCCGGAGUGAGCACGGCAGCCAGUGCCCCUUACUGUGGAGGAUGUACUUGAGGUUUUUGGUUUCGUUAGGAAAUAAGGACAGAAGCAAGGGUGUGUUCUACAAAGCACUUCAGAGUUGUCCUUGGGCAAAGGCGCUGUACAUGGACGCCGUGGAGUACUUCCCCGAUGAGAUGCAGGAGAUCCUGGACCUGAUGACCGAGAAGGAGCUCCGAGUGCGCCUGCCCCUGGAGGAGCUGGAGCUGUUGCUGGAGGACUAGCGACCGGGGAUGGGCCACGCCUCAGGGCAUGUCCCUGCCCUGGGAGCUGGGGGAGCACGAGGUGGGAUCAGGUGUGCGAGCAUGCGUGCCAGCAGACCCGUUUUUAAAGUUUUCUAGAUAAUUUGUGUCUGGGUUGUCUCAUCUCUUGCACUUUUUUUGGAUGUGCCAGUGACACAAGCCCUCGUUUUACAUAUUAUAGAUGCGCAUCUUGUGUUUACAUGUACAUAGACAGGAACAGGGCAGUGGUAACCAAACCUACUGUGGUUGGCGUGUGUUUCCUCCUCUGCCUCGCCAGUGCAGGGGUGAGUGACCCGCUCAGUUGGCACCCGUGGUGGUCCUUGCCAAGUCUUGGUUUCGCAGUCGCGAUUAGAAAGGUCUGGUUACUCAACACCAGGACCUCCUCCCCCGGGACUGGUUAGUAGAGCAGAUUCUGCCCUAUCUUCAGAUCAACUUGGCCUGUAUCAGGUGUGUUUAGAAAAGUGUUAUUUCCUCAGCCUCCGCCGUGGACCAGCCUGUUAGAGAUGUAGGCCCAGGCCCGCACCAGCUCUGUGUUAGCAUCUGCUCAGACAGGACCCCCGGGGACUCGUGUGCAGUGGGGAAAGCACUGCCCGAGGAGACAAGGCGCCCUGCUGAGUGAGGGGGGCAGCACUGUCCCCAGCUCCUUCCACCAGACCCACCCCUGCCCGUGAGACGUGCGGAGGUCUGCGUCCUGAGCUGUGCACAGGGCUGCUGAGGUGGAGGGGUUUUGUGAGGGCUGUCCGGCUGCUCUGGCUUUUUAAAGUCAGUCUCUAGAAUCGAAGAAAAAUUUCUUUGGCAACUCAUCCAGGAAAGCCAGUGUGUGGACUAGAACUCUGGCUACAGACAUGGACAUUAGGUUGGGAAGAGGGGAGGGCAGUGUCUCAGCCCAUGAGGAUGUUGGCCAGCCAGAUACUUGCUGCCCCACUUCCUGGCUUUAAGACUAAACAGUUGUGAGGAAGAGAAGUGCCGGAUUUACAUGGAGAAAAGGGGAGAAGCUGACACUUUUAGAUGCUCUUGAGAAGGAUGGUUUCUGAACCCAGGGACAAGGCAGGCAGGGCUGGUAGGAGCUUCUUCACCCCUGACCUUUCCAGAUUUCUCUUAGCACCAACGCUGCCCAAGUGCCGGGAACCCACAGCCACAGGAAUGCAGCCUUUGUUGCUGGAGCGUCAGCGAUGGCUGGCACGUGGCUAUGGGGUCACGUCUUCCCCACUGGCUGCUUCCCCACUGGGUGCGCAGUCACCACCCGCUCUGGGGCACGAUGUGAGGGCAGCAGGUAUUGAAGGCUGCACUCUGAUCGCCCAGAACAGAAGCUUCCCUGACACCCAAUCCACCUGGUGAGCAGCGGGUGUGGAUGCUCCAGACACAGGAGGACCUGCUGGAGAAAGAACUCGCUUUAUUGGGAAUGGAGCGCUGCACGUCGGGCUCCUGCACGCGGUGCUCAGAGAGGUACACAGGGCACAUAAUGAAGAGCAACGGCAACUCCCCCUCCUCCUCCCUCCCCAGGGUCGGCCCUUUUGACCACUUCCUUGAAGGCAACUGAGGUUCCCUAAAGAUAAAGCCCCUCAGGGGUGCCUUCUUGUUUUUUAUACAGAACAUUUUCUUUCGAUUUUUUGAAGUCUUCAUUUGUGACUUUCAUUCUACGUUCUCUCAAGGCCAUGAGACCAGCUUCUGUACAGAUUGCCUGUAAGAAAGAACGGUAUGUUUAGAAAGUGAAAUACUUUUUAUUUUUAUUCCAACAAUUCAGAGAGCUAUUUGGAAAUAAGGUGGAAGACACUUGUUUUAAACACAAAUUACUCUAGAUUUAUUUGGGAAAAGAUUAGAUUUUUUAAAUGCAUUAAGCAUUGUAAUUGUUUUUCUCAAAGGACAUGAGGCGGCUUAGACUGGAGUAACUAAGGAAGAGGACUGGCCAGGAAGUAAGGCUCAGGUGCUAACCAGCUGUGUGGCCUGGCAGGUCAGUGAGUUCUCACAGCCCCACCUUAAAGGGAGAAAUAUUUCUAAGUAAUAGAUGAUUUAUACACGGAAAUUUAGAGGUAACAGUGUAUGACCGUUUCAUUUACCAAUAGGCAUAAGAGAACAUUUAGUAGAAUGAAUACAUAAUAUUCACUUUAAUAUAUUUACUUUUUAAAUAAUCACCUGUUACAAAACAAGAUAUAAACAAUGAAAUGAUAUAAACAAUCCUAGCAUUGAAGUUCCUAUUUGGUUAAGGUUCAGCAGAAAAAACGUGUGCAUAGAAAGAUAAAGCAAACGGUGAAAUGGCAACAUUUGGUAAAUCGAAGUAAUGGUGUAUAUGGGUGUUUACUAGUUGCAACUGUUAUGAAGGUUUAAAAUAUUUCAAAGUAAAAAAGUUGGUGCAAAAUCAAAUUUCUGUUUUAAGGACAGAGAUUUUACUUCCCAACCAAGACACUAAUGUAGUCCUACAGAUCCAGGGAUAUACAGCACAGGCAGCGGCAUGAAAGGCCACGUCUGCGUCCCACCCUACCUAAUCUAACAGAAACCGGAUCUUCCCAUAAAGAGCAGGAUGCAGCAUAUUCAGUGCUGCCAGGCCUUGUUCUAAAUCCUGGUCACCUGGGAAGAACCAUCCUAACUCAUAAAGGGAUGUGAUCAAACAAGAGUCCAGCCAGCGCAGUUCUCACCUUGAUGUCAGCACCAGAGAGGUCGUCCUUAGCCAUGAUCAAGUCGUCCAGUGUCACGUCAUCAGCCAGCGUCAUUCUGCUUGUGUGGAUCUGAAAGAUUCGCUUCUUGGUCUUUUCAUCGGGCAGGGGGAACUCGAUCUUCCUGUCGAUG
This is a messenger RNA of Myotis myotis, 6380 nucleotides long. It is a transcript of the gene NRDE2, whose product is annotated as NRDE-2, necessary for RNA interference, domain containing. Gene Ontology annotation, molecular function: protein binding. The coding region runs from base 78 to 3578 and encodes 1166 amino acids. Lineage: Eukaryota; Metazoa; Chordata; Mammalia; Chiroptera; Vespertilionidae. Gene Ontology annotation, cellular component: catalytic step 2 spliceosome. The record is from RefSeq and is a predicted model, not a curated record. The transcript has 14 exons. Gene Ontology annotation, biological process: RNA processing; regulatory ncRNA-mediated post-transcriptional gene silencing; negative regulation of RNA catabolic process.